GACAUAUAACGUCACGUCAUACGUCACGCUUACGACAAGGGAUUCCGAGUCCAGACAUAAGGUGAAUUUUAUAAGCAAAAUAAUACCCAAUAGUAGGACUACUAACGAAUUUAGAAAUCAGAUGCACUCGCUACUGUAUGUAAGGAGUCGAUAAACGAUAAUGUAAACGACAUGAGGAGUGCUACAGACGACAUAGGUCGGUGAGCGAAAUGUCGAUAGAGUACGUGCCGGUGAGUGAGGGGGAGCAGGACGAGCCCAUCGAACUGCCAACCGAGGAAGACGGCUCACUGCUGCUGAGUACUGUGGCGGCACAGUUUGCAGGUGCUAGCGGUCUCAAGUAUCGCGCCGCAGGGCGUCUUCGCGGCCUGAGGCUAGUCGACGAGCGCCUCUCGCCACCAGCUGAGGGAUGGGGAGCUCACCGUUACUGGUGUGCGUUUCCACGAGCUUCGCCUGAGCCCACGCCGCGCCCCCGAUGUUCCGACCUCAUCGUAUUGGGCCUACCUUGGAAAACAGGCGAGGAUGCGGUGCGUGAUUAUUUUUCUGCCUUCGGUGAACUGCUCAUGGUGCAGGUGAAACGUGAUGCGAAAACUGGAUUGUCGAAAGGGUUCGGAUUUAUUAAGUUCGCGGAAUACGAGUCGCAGUUGCGCGCGCUCGGGCGGCGCCACAUGAUCGACGGGCGCUGGUGCGACGUGCGCAUCCCCAACGGCAAGGACGGAGGCGCCGGCGCGCACCGCAAAGUAUUCGUGGGCCGCUGCACCGAGAGCCUGACGGCCGACGACCUGCGCGAGUACUUCGGCGCCUUCGGCCAAGUGACGGACGUGUUCGUGCCGCGGCCGUUCCGCGCGUUUAGUUUCGUCACGUUCCUGGAGCCCGAGGUGGCGCAGUCGCUGUGCGGCCAGGACCACAUCAUCAAGGGCGUGUCGGUGAACAUCUCGACGGCGUCGCCCAAGCGCGAGCGCGGCGCGCGCGGCUCGCAGCUGCUGGGCUGGGGGCUGGUGGAGGGCGGCGGGCGCGUGUUCAACUGGGCGGGCGACGCCUGGCCGCCGCAGGCCGCGCCCGCGCCCGCGCCGCCGCUCGACAAGCCCUACCUCAAGUAUGAGUGACAUUACCUUUAGCCCGGACCUGGCUCAUGCCUGCUAUGCUCUUUGUUGAUCACUGUCAAAUUUUAUAUGAAAUGUGUAAAUAAUAAUAUAAUAUAGUAUGAUGUUUU
Messenger RNA from Helicoverpa armigera (cotton bollworm), 1210 nucleotides. It is a transcript of the gene TBPH, whose product is annotated as TAR DNA-binding protein 43. The transcript has a single exon. Gene Ontology annotation, biological process: regulation of gene expression. Lineage: Eukaryota; Metazoa; Arthropoda; Insecta; Lepidoptera; Noctuidae. The record is from RefSeq and is a predicted model, not a curated record. Gene Ontology annotation, cellular component: chromatin; nucleoplasm. Gene Ontology annotation, molecular function: RNA binding. Bases 210 to 1103 code for a protein of 297 amino acids.